AUGUCGUCGCCUAGCCAGUACGUCCAACAGAUAGAGAAGUUACAGAAUGAGCGUGAUGAGUUGCUGGUCUACGCCCUGCAGAACCCCCCACCGUAUAUAACAAUUGUCUUGCCACCUGGGGUGAAUUCCGUCUCGGAACUUGACCUGACCCGUACGUCGAGCCCGCUCCCCCUUUACGCUAGCGCAAACCCGGCGAAACCGAUGGAAAUAAGACUGCAGAGUCCUUCAAUUGCACUGAAAGUAGUGGAAGGCAAGCACAAUAACAACUACCCUAAUGACGGAAGUUGUGUCGUCAACAAUAGCAUCCGUAACAACAAGAAGCACAUAUCUUUAAAAGGCUUCACCAGCUUCUUAGAGAAUCUGCUUCGAGGCGUGCAGCACGGUGUCUCCCGAGACCCAUCAACGGAGGCUUUUACCGAGAAAAACAUGGAUGUCGGUGAGACCAACAGCACCACACAGGGAGUCCAAGAGAUGUGUUAUUGCAGCAAGAGAGUAGCAACGAGUGUGGGUGGUGUUCAGCGUCGAGAACCGUUGCCAAUUGAGGGCACACAGGAGUGCACACUCGCCGAGUACAUUGCUCCAUACGUCUCAAAAGACGGGUUUCUUCCAUACGACCCGAUGCGGUCUCCAGAACCUCCAUUGAUUGAAUUUUGUCCUCUUAUCUGUAAUGAUAUACUCACCGAACUUGAUGACAAUGAUGAGUACGUGCUGUUGGUUUACGAGCACCUGUUGCUCAGUGUUGACCUUCUCCGUGAUGCAGACCACACACGGUAUGAAGAGGAGGUGCGUUGUGGAUUUCAGAAGGUUUUUGAAAUCAGCGACGAGCAGCACCAGCGCAGCCUGUGCAAUCUUGCUCAAGGGGCAAAUGAAGAACACGUUGCGGUGACGUAUAUUAGUGUUCCCACUGUUCGGCGUCUCAUUAGGUCAAGCACAGACAAGGGAUUUGUGGGGCGAAUGCAAAAGAUUCUACGCGCCUGCAGUGGGCACCCUGAUGUGCCCGAGCAAACUGAAUACCCAUUGGCACUACGCGCCUUUCUCUACGCGGGGGCGUUGUGCCCGCUUUACAAGUUUGACAGGCACCACGCCGACGGGACAAUGCUGCAGGAGGAACAGGUGCGCAACACCCUUGCUGCGCUACGUAGCAAACUUAACAUCUGCAGCAGCCUCGACCCAUUCUGCCACCUCCAUGCACGUCUCCUCUCAGCAGAAGAAGGAUUUGCAAUUAAGAGGCAGCAUGCCUUCCUCAAAGGGGUUACGUCGGCGGUGAGCGCACUCUCAGAAUCGGCACAGUCACUCGGCAAGAAAUCACUCACACCCGAGACAAAGUGGAAACUGUACAUCCUGCAGGAAACAUUCGAGAUGUGCUCCACAUCCAUGACUCUGCUUGGUGCCGUUAGAUCGGAUAGCGCUUUUCUUGGAGUCUCCGCUCUGUUCUUUGAGUCGUGUCUCUCUUUGCCACCGGAGUUUCUCUCCGCUUACGUUCGAGUAGAGGGUGGAGACUUGCUGCCACCGACAAGCUCCGUGAACGACUUCCUCUUAACCUUACUUAUGAUGUUCACUACGUCUGGUGUCUUGCGCAACUACAGUGAUGCAAAGUAUAGAGUUGGACCUGCCGGAACACCAGAGCAGCUGCUGGAGGAAUUGGGUGAUGUGGACAAGCGGGUGCGGACGUUUUGCAGGAUGCUUUCACACAGCAUAGAGCACGCUGCUGUCUUUGUUGUGCCCGGCGUUGCGGCUGUGGCGUCGCACGUAAUUGCAGAGUACUGGAGAAGGUCUAACACCAACCGUGAGAUCCCGUAUGACUUUGUUGAGGGGGUCCACGCCUUGGUCAUAUUUCUGGUGAAGUACGCGCCCCCCGGUGUGGAGGGUGAUGCGGAGAUGAGCCGCGUGCUCGUCUUCGGUGCACGCCACUGUUUUUCUUGGCUUGUACCAUUGAUAGAGCGAUACGAUUCUGCCGUGUGGGAACGGAUGAGGCAGAAGUUGCAGGCUGUUACAAACAUUCUAAACGGCGAUUGUUCUCUGUUGCGUGAGGCUGUGAAUCUGAUGAAUAGCGUUAAGGAGGAAAUGACGGUGCCUAUGCCAUCGCCACUGGUUCCACAGCCGGAAGAAUUGGUCCGGAGGCGCACGUCGCACAUUGCAACUGUGUUAAAUGGCGUCGCCCGUUGCUUCCGAGGCCGAUUUGUGUCCCCCACCAAACACGUUGGCGCGGAAGCCACGCACCACAGCUAUAUCGAAAAGUAUAAAGCACUAUUGGAGUAUGGCGAGAAGACGGCAACGCAAGCCACACCGUUGGAGGAAGUCGCAGUAUGCCUCAACUGUCUCUCCAUCCUGCAGGAUGGCUGGAGGUAUGUCAUUGCACAAUUUGAGGAGGACUACAAAAAGGUGCGUAGGGUGACAGGGGCGCCUGGGAUAUCGUUCAAGAACAUCAUGGAGGAGGGAAGAGAGCAGCUCACGGACAGAGCAGCCAAGUUGUGCCAUUUUGCCGCCGCCUCUAUCAUCCGCGUGGAGCUCGGUAGUCUCCUCUUUGAAAAAUUUAUGAAGCGAGAUAUGCGUGCAGCUCGAAGUAUGAGGUUUGGUAAGGCGGCGGUGGAAGAACGCCGUAGCCUCCCCCGCGAGUUCCCCGACGUCACAAUGAAGCUUAUUUUGCACGAACUGGAUAGCGCACUCGCUGCUUUUUAUGCACAAGUUAUUGAUUCCUCCAUGCAGAAGGAUGUACGGGCCUUGGCGAUGCUGCACCUUGUUGGAGCGCUGUACUACGUAUACGUUGAGGGUGCGCCGGACCGCUACUUCUACCCGGAGGACUGGGAAGCUAUCGCGCAAGAACUGGAGUCUGUGGAGGUCUUUAUCCUCGGCUCGUCAAAAGAAAAAACUGCCCACAGAAGUUAUGUGAGUGGUCCUGUCGCGCGUAGUCUGGAAAUGCUGAAAUACCUGAAACAAAUUGUGCGAUAUUGCUUCUCGCAGCCCUCCUCUGUUCUCGUCGAUGGCGGUGAGGGUGUGCCACCGUUCGCGCAGCUGCCAGAGACCUCCGACACCUCGCCGUGGUGCAAGUACGUUGUGCGCCGUGUGCUGGAGCGCAGAAAAGACAAGGUAGUAAGGUCGCCAUUCAAUGCGACUGGUUUUUGGAAAAGAGAUGAACUGUAA
This is a messenger RNA of Trypanosoma grayi, 3141 nucleotides long. RefSeq lists its product as hypothetical. Lineage: Eukaryota; Euglenozoa; Kinetoplastea; Trypanosomatida; Trypanosomatidae. The record is from RefSeq and is a predicted model, not a curated record. The transcript has a single exon. The coding region runs from base 1 to 3141 and encodes 1046 amino acids.